ACAGGCAUGAGCCACUGGCACCAAGCGUGGAGAUAAUUUUUAAUGCUUUCCGACUGAGUCAAAUGGUUAACCCAGAUGUCCUUGCAUUCUUUUCCACCUGCUUUGGUGCUGCCUCCCCACACCUCUAGUUAGAUGGCCAAUCAUUACUCAUUCUUUAAAUCUCCAAGUACUUUCCCAGAGAGCCUCUGUGCCUCAUCUAAAGUGGCCUCCUUCUUGAUUCUUAAUAUACCCAUACAUACUGGUAUGAUAGCACUGGUAUGUUCGCACUCUGGGUCUUCACUAGACUGUGACUUCUUUGAGAACAAGGCUAUGUCUCUUCAUGAUGUGUCACUUCAUAGCACUUAGUAUUGUUGAGGGGUCAGACUGAAUGAGAUUGGAUUUCUGAACUUCUUUGUUUGACCUUGGGAAUGUUACUUCUCUGCACCUUAUGUUUCUGUAACUGUAAAAUAGUGCUAAUGCUACCAUCUGAGCAAAAGGUCGUAAAGAAAAAAAUAAAACACUUCUGAGGCCCCCAGUAUAUAGCUGACAUGCACAAGGAACCUCGUGGCUAUGCAGUGCCCUCUAUAAAUAUCUGUUGUAUCAGCUCAGCAAAACUAAGCAAGGGUACUACUAUACCAUAUGCCAACUAGGUGCCAAAUAUAGUGCUAGAAAAGACUGCAGUUUUUUGUGGUGUCCAUGGAAGUCUUAACCGCCGCUGUGUAGGGAGGUAUUGGACGUAGUCCCUAAUCGUUGAAGGUGUCCUCCAUCUGGGUAUUUGGGAAGAAUGCGGGGCGAUGCCACCUCCGGUUGCUCCCUGAGGGCAAAUUCCAGAGUCUUUGCCCAACCUGCACGUCUGUGACCUGGACUUUGCUCCUCUCUUCCAAACCAACACUACCGGGUUUUCUACCAGCCACCUCCUACUCAGCAGCUGGAAGCAGCCCCGCCCCCUGGCGCGCCCGGGGGCGGAGUCUGUGGCGUCACGCCUUCGUCACUUCCUGCGGACCCGGAAGCGUUGUUAACCUCCGGCCUCUCUAGUUAGGGAGUCGUGAUGGAGCCUUGCUUGGCCUAACUUCCUGGCCGACAGCGGACUGAGCGGGGCCGGCCCGGAUUGCGCGGUGGCCCGGACGAGCGGAGGGGGCGGAGCGGUGUCUAGGUCAGUGUAGGCGGAUCUUGGCGUCGACUGUCCGCGUCGCUCGGUCUCCUAGAGUAGGACCUGCCCCUGCCGAUCGAGCUUGGGCCCCCGUGGGACUCAGCUCUGUUCCGCCCCCUCCCCCGACCCCCUGCCGCCACCGUCCGGUGCUGGACGGCUGGGUGGAACGCGCGUGCGCCCCGCCGCCAGCCUACCUUCUCCACCUUGCUUCCUCUGCGCCUCUGUGGCCCUCUCCGGGGUUGCCGGAACGCUGACGUCUAUCCAACUCCUGGACCUCGAUGGAGAAGUUUGGGAUGAAUUUCGGAGGCGGCCCGAGCAAGAAAGACCUGCUGGAGACCAUCGAGACGCAGAAGAAGCAGCUUCUGCAGUAUCAGGCACGUCUCAAAGAUGUGGUCCGUGCCUAUAAAAGCCUGCUGAAGGAGAAGGAGGCUCUGGAGGCCAGCAUCAAGGUGCUGUCGGUAUCCCACGAGGCGGAUGUGGGCCUCGCAGGUCUCCAGUCGCCAGGUCUCAACUUUCCUGAUUCGGUAGAUGAUCGGUGCUCUACUCACAGCGAGGAUAGCACCGGAACCGCCACUAGCUUGGACACAGCAGCCAGUCUCACCAGCAUCAAGGGUGAGUUUGGGGUAGACGAUGACAGAUCGGCCCGAGGACCACCACCCCCAAAGUCCGAAGAGGCCAGUGGGUCGGAGAGUGGCGUUAGCAGUAGCAGUGGGGAUGGGCCGUUUGUGGGUGGUGAGGUGGAUAAAAGACUGCACCAGCUAAAGACUCAGUUAGCAACUUUGACCAGCUCUUUGGCUACAGUCACCCAGGAGAAGUCCCGUAUGGAGGCUUCUUACCUGGCUGAUAAGAAGAAGAUGAAACAGGACUUAGAGGAUGCCAAUAGAAAGGCAGAGGAAGAGAGGGGACGCCUGGAGGGAGAAUUGAAGGGGUUGCAGGAACAGAUAGCAGAAACCAAAGCCCGACUUAUUACGCAGCAGCACGAUCGGGCCCAAGAGCAGAGUGACCAUGCCUUGAUGUUGCGGGAACUCCAGAAGCUGCUGCAGGAGGAGAGGACCCAGCGUCAGGACCUGGAGCUUCGGUUAGAAGAGACUCGGGAAGCCCUGGCAGGGCGGGCAUAUGCAGCCGAUCAGAUGGAAGGGUUUGAACUACAAACCAAGCAGCUGACCCGUGAAGUGGAGGAGCUUAAAGGUGAACUGCAGACCAUUCGAGAUGAGAAAAAUCGACCAGAUCCCCGACUGCAAGAGCUUCAGGAAGAGGCUUCCCGCCUUAAGAGCCAUUUUCAGGCUCAGUUGCAACAGGAAAUAAGGAAGACAGCCUUUGCAGAGGAUCAGCUCCGUCAGCAGUGUCAGGUGGAAGAGCAAAGGGUAGCAGCUCUAGAGAAUCAAGUAUCUGAGGUAUCUGAACUACUGGGCACCUAUGAGAAAGCCAAGCAGAAGGACCAGCUGACCAUUCAGAAGCUGAAGGAGCGCAUUCUGCAGCUGGACCUGGAGAAUAAGACACUGGCUCUUGCAGCCUCCAGCCGGUCUCCUCUUGACAGCCAUGGAGAUGAGUCCAGUCUGGAUGUCAAUGUCCUGAAAGACAAGAUGGAAAAGCUGAAGAGGCUGUUGCAGGUCGCGGCCAGGAAAACCCAGGUGACUCUGGAUGUGGAGAAGCUCUGUGACCUGGAGAUAAUGCCCAGCUCAGAGGCUGCAGAUGGGGAAAAGGCUACUGCGCUCUACUACCAACAGGAACUAAAACAGUUGAAGGAAGAGUUUGAGCGCUACAAGAUGAGGGCACAGGUGGUGCUCAAGAGCAAGAAUACCAAAGAUGGGAAUGUGGUGAAGGAACUGGAGGCUACACAGGAGCAGCUUUCAGAGCUGAAGGAGAAGUACAUCUCUCUGCGCCUGUCCUGUGAGGAGCUUGAGCACCAGCACCAGCAGGAGGCUGAGGACUGGAAGCAGGAGCUGGCUCGCUUGCAACAGCAGCAUCGGCAGGAGCUGGAGCGCAGCCAGCUGGACUUCAGGGACCGCACGCUGAAACUAGAGGAGGAGCUGCACAAGCAGCGGGACCGGGCCCUGGCUGUGCUGGCGGAGAAGGACUUGGAGCUGGAGCAGCUGCGUUCUGUGGCCUUGUCAUCCGGGCUGCCAGGACGUCGAAGUCCUGUGGGUGGUGGAGGUCCUGGGGACGCAACUGACACAUCUUCCCCAGAUAGCCUGACCCAAGCACUGCAGCUUGCUGCGGCCAGUGAGCCUACUUUCUUCCUGUAUGCUGAGCAAUUGGCCCGCAAGGAGGUGGAGAUCACAUCCCUGAGGAAGCAGAAACACAGACUGGAGGUGGAGGCACAUCAGCUGCAGGAACGGCUGCUGGAGGAGGGGGAACGACAUCGAGAAGAGGUUGGAGUCCUGCAGAGCCACAUCGAAAAGAACAUCCGGGACCAGAGCAGAGAGGGAGCCAACCUGGAGUAUCUCAAGAACAUCAUCUAUCGCUUCCUGACCUUGCCUGACAGCCUGGGCCGCCAGCAGACUCUCACAGCCAUAUUGACAAUUUUGCAUUUCAGUCCAGAGGAGAAACAAGUGAUUAUGCGGCUCCCAAGUGGCAGUAGCUGGUGGCCUUCUGGAAAGAGAUGAUAUAGUCUUCACUAACUCCUGACAUAUCUGUGCCUCUUUUAUGUGGGAAGGGUGGUCUGGUUUCUAUUGCCUAUUCUCCUACAUUAUUAUCAUUUAUAACUAUCACUGUGUUGAACUUGGGAGGGUUCAAACUGAGAUGGGAUUUUUCUGCCAAUGCCAUUAAUGCUGCUUUAUCCUUAGGCCCUAGAGGGUACUGGGUGUUGAACCAGCAUCUUCUGGUGGUGUGUACAAGAACGGGUGGGAAUAAGAGGGAGAUUAAUUAGGAUGGAGAGGUACAAAUAAUGAAGUGGUGAAGAAUCUUAAGACGGUUUGUUUCCAUGUGCUCCUGGUACAGCAAGGAAUGUACCUCCUCAGUGUAAGCCAGCUAUUUUCUCCAUUUUAUCACAGUCUUGAGUCUGCUGCUCUGGUUCUCUGGGACAUAUAGCCAGGCCAGGCAGGGACCAGGAAGUUAGAAAUUAUGACACGUUGCCCAAAGGCCUGAAGAGUAUUGAGUUCAUUUGGGAUCUGGGACUUGGUCUUGUUGGGCUUGGGAGGACCGGAGCCAUCUUGAUAACACACUGGCCAUCCUAGAGAGGGCUCUGAGCACCAUUUUGAUGUUUGGGAUUUCCUAAAUGGCCUACUUUUGGCUGGGUUUAAAUCAACCUUUUUGCUGGUCCCCUGUCUUAAACUCCUGCCUAACAUUGGCCUGAGAUUGAGUGACUUCAUUAUCUUCCCCUCAGUGUUGAACCUGCAAUUAAGGAAAGAAAUCCUAGCUUCUUAGAGAGACCUUCAAAUGGUGAGCUCUGAUUCUCCUUGGGAACUGGGCAUUUCUGCUGGGAUUUGCUCCUGUUUUUGCUUUUGUAGCAACAGGGAAGAGAUGGGAGUUUGCUGCAGAAGAUUCCAACAGGUUGUGACCCUUAUGCGAAAGGGAUGGGAGCUUUAGCUACAGCUGGGCUGAGAUACUUUCUCCCUGUGGGUCUUGUCCUAAGUAGAUUCAUUCUGCUCUUUAAAGAAAGAUGGCUUUUGGAAAAUUUGGGUCCAAACAGUAACUACUGCUCUAUUUUCUUCCCUCUAUCUGCUCUUAUUGAUUAUAAAGGCCUUUGUGCCUGAAAGGUCAAUGCUUGGCCACUAAAUGAGCUGAUUUAGAUCUUUCUGGCAUUUUGUUUGAUAAGUCUGUUUUUUGAAAGACUCUUACAGUGUUCUGAAGGGGAAGCUAGAUGACCUGGACUAUCUGCAAUGAGCAGUCAUAAAUGGAACAAAAUUGAGGUGUUAAAAUGAUACUAACAAACCAUGGAAUCAUUAAACCUGAGUAACUUGA
Molecule: messenger RNA, 5032 nt
Organism: Perognathus longimembris pacificus (Pacific pocket mouse)
Lineage: Eukaryota; Metazoa; Chordata; Mammalia; Rodentia; Heteromyidae
Gene: Gcc1
Product: GRIP and coiled-coil domain containing 1
Exons: 2
Coding region: 1408-3735 (775 amino acids)
Cellular component (GO): Golgi apparatus
Source: RefSeq, a predicted model, not a curated record